This is a messenger RNA of Racocetra persica, 450 nucleotides long. The record is from the annotation of a GenBank genome assembly. NCBI's taxonomy places the organism in Eukaryota, Fungi, Glomeromycota, Glomeromycetes, Diversisporales, Gigasporaceae.
AUGCCAAAAACAAAACCAGGUUAUUAUGCUGUUCAUAAAGGUAGAAAACCAGGAAUCUAUUUAACUUGGGACGAAUGUGAAGCGCAAGUUAAAGGAUUUCGUGGUGCUAAAUUUCAAAGGUUUUUUCUUAAAACUGAUGCUGAAAAUUUUAUUGAUGAUAAAAAAGAAACUGUAGUUUUAGAUAAAAACAAGAUUCAGAUCUGGACUGAUAGUUGUUGUUUAGGUAACGGAACUAAAGAAGCUAAAGCUGGGAUUGGUGUAUUUUAUGGAGAUAAAGAUCUGAGAAAUUUGUCUGAACGACUUCCUGGUGAACAACAAACAAACAAUCGUGCUAAAAUUUAUGCGGUUAUUAGAGCGAUCAAAAGUUGUGAAAACAAAACAAAAUCAUUAGAAAUUUUCACUGACAGUUUACAUGUAGUUAAUAUUAUCGGAGAAUGGAUCGAAAAAUAG